AUGGAUCACGAAGAGGGCACAUCAUUUGCUCGAUCGGGGUCAAACUUCGAACCAAGUCUCAGGCCGUCACGGCAAAGACCAGGCCCUACGUCGAGCUACAUUCUAGACGGAUUAGCAUCAUUGGCCUCUGCCUCUGAAGGGAGAACGUCUGUUCAAGUCGUGAUUGACCUGCUCCGCAAAUCCGGAUUACCCGGUCCGGUGAGCACCUUGCAGACUGACUCUACAAGAGUACUCCUCGGACAAGGAGCGCAAUUUGCUGUGUAUCGCGAAAGUACGUUCUUUAGCGCUCCUACUGGGAGCCGUCCUGGCGCAAUCUCUUCGUACGAUGUCGCAGUCAAACAGCCAAAAUUCUCACAGGAUUUGUUUUCGAAGUUCAGCCUCGCGGACCCUGAAGCGCAGAAACAUCUCCACACCAUCUGGCUGGAAAUUCUGGCUUUCACAGAUCCACAAUUGAGGGAGCACCCGAACAUCGCGAAACUAUUAGCGUAG
This is a messenger RNA of Mytilinidion resinicola, 489 nucleotides long. RefSeq lists its product as uncharacterized. The record is from RefSeq and is a predicted model, not a curated record. The coding region runs from base 1 to 489 and encodes 162 amino acids. NCBI's taxonomy places the organism in Eukaryota, Fungi, Ascomycota, Dothideomycetes, Mytilinidiales, Mytilinidiaceae. The transcript has a single exon.